Molecule: messenger RNA, 2262 nt
Organism: Notechis scutatus (mainland tiger snake)
Lineage: Eukaryota; Metazoa; Chordata; Lepidosauria; Squamata; Elapidae
Source: RefSeq, a predicted model, not a curated record
CUCCCAUGCAAGAUGGCGGAGAGCCUGCCGGAGCAUGAGCGGAUCCUGCAGGAGAUUGAGAGUACGGAGACGGCCUGUGUGGGACCCACCUUGAGGUCUGUGUAUGACGACCAGCCAAAUGCACACCAGAAGUUUAUGGAAAAAUUGGAUGCAUGUAUACGUAAUCAUGACAAAGAGAUUGAAAAAAUGUGCAAUUUUCACCAUCAAGGAUUUGUGGAUGCCAUUACAGAACUUCUUAAAGUGAGGGCUGAUGCAGAGAAACUAAAGGUCCAAGUUACUGAUACGAACAGAAGACUUCAAGAAGCUGGGAAAGAGGUGCUAGCUCAGACAGAGGAAAUCAUCCAGAGUAGACUUCAACAGAGGAAUAUUAUGACCGUGGUCGAAAAACUUCAGUUGUGCCUUCCAGUAUUGGAGAUGUACAGCAAGUUAAAAGAGCAGAUGAAUGUCAGAAGAUAUUAUUCUGCUCUAAAAACAAUGGAACAGCUAGAAAACAUAUACUUCCCUAGAGUUAGUCAGUAUCGGUUUUGCCAAAUCAUGAUGAGGAACCUUCCAAAACUUCGCGAGGAAAUUAAAGGGAUUUCCAUGUCAGACCUGAAGGACUUCCUGGAGAGCAUCCGGAAGCAUUCAGAUAAAAUUGGUGAAAUGGCAAUGAAGCAGGCACAGCAGCAAAAAUCUUUUAAUACUGCUCUUCAGAAGCAGAGCAGUCUGUGCUGUGGAAAGAACGUACACAUAAGCAGCAAUGGGAUUGCAGAAGCAAGGAACAAAAUAGUGUCAAAGCAGACUCUAGAAGACGAAGAAGAACACGAAGAGGAGGUUUUGACUGCUCACGAUCUGGUAGAUUUUUCUCCUGUAUAUAGAUGCCUACAUAUUUAUUCAGUUCUGGGUGAUGCAGAAACAUUUGAAAACUACUAUAGAAAGCAGAGGCGGAAACAAGCCAGACUAGUUUUACAGCCACAGUCCAACAUGCAUGAAACAGUAGAAGAUUACAGAAGAUACUUCAGUCAAAUUGUAGGUUUUUUUGUCGUGGAGGAUCACAUUUUACACGCAACCCAAGGAUUAAUAACGAGAGCUUACACAGAUGAACUUUGGAACAUGGCACUUUCCAAGAUUAUUGCUGUCCUUAGAACUCAUUCGUCGUAUUGCACUGACCCUGAUCUCGUUCUGGAGCUGAAGAAUCUGAUAGUUGUCUUUGCGGAUACUUUGCAGGGUUAUGGUUUCCCCGUCAACAGACUAUUUGAUCUUUUAUUUGAAAUAAGAGACCAGUAUAAUGAGACUCUUCUUAAAAAAUGGGCUGUAUUGUUCAGGGAUAUUUUUGAAGCAGAUAAUUACAGUCCAAUUCCUGUAUCAAACGAGGAAGAGUACAAACUUGUGAUUAGUAAAUUUCCUUUUCAAGAUCCAGAACUUGACAAGCACCGUUUUCCAAAGAAACUUCCAAUGUCACAGUCAGUGCCUCAGAUUUAUAUCCAGGUUAAAGAAUUUAUUUAUGCAAGCCUUAAAUUUUCGGAGUCACUUCAUCGGAGUUCAACAGAGAUAGAUGACAUGCUCAGAAAAUCUACAAAUUUAUUGCUGACUAGAACUUUAAGCAGUUGUUUGCAAAACCUCAUUAAAAAACCUCACAUAGGUUUGACAGAGCUGGUGCAAAUUAUCAUAAAUACAACGCAUUUGGAACAGGCAUGUAAAUAUCUUGAAGACUUUAUAACUAACGUUACAAAUAUUUCCCAAGAAACUCUCCACACAGCAAGACUCUAUGGUCUUUCAACAUUUAAGGAUGCAAGACAUGCUGCUGAAGGGGAGAUUUAUACGAAACUGAAUCAGAAGAUUGAUGAAUUUAUCCAGCUUGCUGACUAUGAUUGGACAAUGAUUGAGCCUGAUGGGAGAGCUAGUGGCUAUUUAAUGGAUCUAAUUAAUUUCUUGAGAAGCACCUUUCAGGUUUUUACUCAUUUGCCUGGAAAAGUAGCUCAGACCGCUUGUAUGUCUGCUUGCCAGCAUCUCUCAACCUCCCUGAUGCAGAUGCUGUUGGAUAGCGACUUGAAACAGAUCAGCAUGGGAGCUAUUCAGCAAUUUAAUUUAGAUGUCAUACAGUGUGAAUUGUUUGCAAGUUCUGAGCCUGUACCUGGAUUCCAUGGAGAAACCUUGCAACUAGCAUUUAUUGACCUCAGACAAGAUAUGAAAGAUAAGGAAGUAAGUCCAGUGGUCAGGUUUUACCUGCCCACCCGGACUGUGCCCUGGGGUCAAGCUCCUGAUAUUUGCUGUUUGGUGUAG